This is a messenger RNA of Acytostelium subglobosum LB1, 2931 nucleotides long. RefSeq lists its product as hypothetical. Lineage: Eukaryota; Evosea; Eumycetozoa; Acytosteliales; Acytosteliaceae. Gene Ontology annotation, molecular function: protein kinase activity; guanyl-nucleotide exchange factor activity; ATP binding. The transcript is spliced from 5 exons. Bases 1 to 2931 code for a protein of 976 amino acids. The record is from RefSeq and is a predicted model, not a curated record. Gene Ontology annotation, biological process: protein phosphorylation.
AUGUUUGGACUUGGUCAAUCAAAUAAGGAUCGACAACAACCACAACAGGGUCCAACUUUGAGUCAGUCCACGACAACAACAACAACAGCGCAUUCAUCUUCAAGAAAAUCACUUCCAGUUCCUCCACAGGCUCCAACAAGAUCUUUGACGGCAUGCGACUCCUUGGCAACAGGUGGCGGCGCAUCACCCACCCAGAGCACAAAGUCGCGUAUCCAAACAGCCAGCAGCUUCAACAGUUCAUAUGAUACAUUACAAUCUGCUGGUCAUCUUCAACAACAACAACAACAACAACAUCAACAACAACAACAACAACAACAACAACAACAUCCACCAUCACCAAACUCACUUUCAUCAGAUCGCCAACAACUUCAACGUGAGAGAGAGGCACAUAAUCAGACAAAGAAGAGAGUGGCACAACUUGAGGAGGAGAAUAAGAUUGUUAGGGAUAACUUGUCGGCACUGCGGACCAAGUAUGAGCGAUCAAUACAAAAGAUACUUCAAUUGACAAACAAUUACAAUGCAUUCCAAAAGGCAAUGGUCGAGACACUGCAAGAGGUGGACUUGUCGUCACCUGCCGCAGUGCCAGUGUCAACCUCCUCGUCGUCGUCAUCGUCGACCAACACCACGCCAUCCCUACAAGUUCCCAAUGCUGCCAGUAGUCCACUGCCAAUUACGCCGCGUACCAGUCCCAACAUGUCCAUCUCACCACCCAGCGCCUUGCCUGCAAUGACCCCUUCCGGCACCAUCUCCGGACGACCCAAAGCCCUGACGAUCAGUGAGGGAUCUGGACGCUACUCCAUAUCCAAGGGCAGGGGGUUCAAUGCUGGCAUGCUGUCCCCACCCAGUGUAUACCCUGGCACCAUUGGCGCGCUGGACAUGACGAUCAACUUUGAUCUGGAUGACCCGCUCCAGAUCAAUCCGAACGAGGAGGAGUACGCACGUAUGAUGGAGAACCGCAAGGCCAUCACCAAUCAGAUCCUCAAGACAGAGACUGAGUACGCAUCCCACCUGUCACUGAUUGUAGAGGAGUUCCUGAAUCCCAUGCGAGUGGAGAGCUAUCAAUCCAACAACCCAUUCGUCACUGCAGUACAUGUCAAGCAACUCUUUGGUGAUGUCGAGGUCAUCCUUGGCUCAAGUGGUCUACUGAUUGAGGACCUGGAGAAGGUGAUCAGUGAUCCAGCCAACCGUGGCCUAGGUGAUGUGUUCCUAAAGAUUUGUGACUACUUCAAGCUAUACUCGCCAUAUGUCAAGAACUAUUACACUUCCAUUACUGUGUUGAACAAGUUGAAGGAGGAGAGUCAUAAGUUCCAAGCAUUCAUUCAUGAGAAGGAGCAGAGAUUGGAACACACCAACUUCUCAGACCUUGGUAGUCUGUUAGUUCUUCCACUCUCACGUAUUAGCCAGUAUACUCCUAUGCUUAGCGACUUGUUUAGGAGCACACCAAAGAGGCAUCCAGAUUAUGAGCCUCUAAAGAAUGCUGUAAUCAAGAUGAAGUCCAUCGUUGACUAUGUCAAGGAGAAGUCAAGAGAGUAUGAGAGUCAGAACAAGGUCAGAAGUAUACAAAGCCAGAUGCUUGGCAAGUUCAAUAACCUGAAUGAGCCACAUCGUAGAUAUGUUAGAGAAGGACUGUUGACGGAGAUACAGAAUAAGGGCAAUGGUAAUGGCAAUCAGUUACAUUGUUUCUUGUUCAAUGAUCUGUUGAUAUUGUCAUCACCAGUGGUCAAGAAACAACAGACCAACUAUAUGUUCAAGAAGGAGAUUAGACUUUGUGAAGCGGAUGUAGUCACUCUGGUAGGUGACUCUGAGGACAGGCCAGUAUUCCAGAUCAGCUUUAUGUCCUAUGUUCAGGCGGACAGUGGUUCGGGUGGCCUGACAACGGCAUCCGUGCUGAAUAGUUUGAUCAAUGGCUCAUCGGUGAGCGAGAGCGAGCAACGCGAGACACUGGCCUUCUGCGCAGACAGUGUGCGUGAUCGCGAGGAAUGGGUACAGACUCUCAACACAUACAUUGCCAUCGAGAAGAAGAAACUGUCGAGCAAGCGUGCCGAGGAGCUGAUCGAGAGCAAGGGCGAGAUCGACUUUAAGAACAGCGACAUUCAACUGUGCGAGCAGAUUGGCAGCGGCGGCAGUGGAUGCACUGUGCAUCGCUGUACGGUCGACGGAUUCACAUGCGCCGUCAAGAUCCUGCGAGUGAAGAACACGCAGCCAUUCCUUGUGGAGCAGUUUGUGUCAGAGAUCAAGAUCAUGGAGCAACUGAAUCAUCAGAACAUCGCAAAGUAUCUGGCGCACAGACUGACCAACAACCCCGAGCGACUGUGGUUGUUCAUGGAGUUCUACCCCUUCUCGCUCAAGGACAUCAUCACAAAGAAGACAACGCCCUUCCCAGCGACCGAGAUCGUCUGGAUGGCACUCGAGAUUGCAAAGGGCAUUGAGUAUCUUCACAAUCAGAAGCCACCCAUUGUGCACCGAGAUCUGAAGCCUGGCAACGUCAUGUGUCUGCUGGACGAGCGCAAUCGUGUGUCCAACAUUAGAGUGUGCGACUUUGACACGUCCAAGGUCAUGACGUCAGGCGUCGUGCUCAAGACAUGCAUUGGCACGCCAAGCUACAUGGCACCCGAAGUACUGGACGUGUCACUAGACGCCAACGCCGAGGGUUACUCACUCAAGGCUGACAUCUGGUCAUUCGCCAUGCUAGUGUUUGAGAUCAUGACACUGCAGCCACCAUACCAUCAGUUUGCCCAUCUUCAAACCAUCGAGAUGAUAUUGAAGGGCACGCCACCACCCCUUACAACACCUGUCAGUGCCGGUCUCCAAGGUCUGGUCGACCUGUUACACCAAUGUCUGGAGCUCAAUGCCAACAAACGUCCAUCUGCGUCCAGUGUCGUGUCUAAGUUGGUCAAGCUUAUGAAGCAAUCUGGCAAGUUACAAGAGUAA